Molecule: messenger RNA, 1215 nt
Organism: Glarea lozoyensis ATCC 20868
Lineage: Eukaryota; Fungi; Ascomycota; Leotiomycetes; Helotiales; Helotiaceae
Exons: 1
Coding region: 1-1215 (404 amino acids)
Source: RefSeq, a predicted model, not a curated record
AUGAUGUACUCAUCCACACUCUUUGCGGCCCUCGGCUUUACCGCCAUCGCCAAUGCUCAUAUGGUUAUGAACACCCCAGCGCCUUUCAAGACUGGUCUCAACAACUCCCCUCUCGACCCAAGCGGAAGCGAUUUCCCUUGCAAAUUCUCAGGAACUUACAAGGAAGACUCGACUCCUCCCACCUCUCUGGCGGUCGGCUCAACUCAACCCCUCAAGUUCACCGGUGGUGCAACUCACGGUGGUGGAUCUUGCCAAAUCUCCGUCACAUACGACAAGGUUCCAACCAAGAACUCCGUCUGGAAGGUCAUCCACUCGAUCGAAGGAGGUUGCCCCGUUCAGGGCGUCGCCGGUAAUGCUGGCGGUGAUCCAACCGCCCCAAGCCCAACUGAAUACACCUUCCCAGUCCCAGACAUCCCAACUGGUGAUGCCGUUCUCGCCUGGACUUGGUUCAACAAGAUCGGAAACCGCGAGAUGUACAUGAACUGCGCGCCGGUCGUCAUUGGAGGCAACACUGCCAAACGCGACGAGCAAGACCCAUUGAACAACGCUACCCAGCUCGUUCAACGCGACCAAGCCAAGUACGAUGCUCUGCCAAACAUGUUCGUCGCCAACAUCGCCGGACAAGGUAGCUGCACGACUGAAGAGUCCGUUGAUCUCAUCUUCCCCAACGCAGGUGAUUCCGUCACCUCCAUGGGCUCAGGACAAUACAAAGGCCCAGCUGGCUGCGCUGCCGGUGGUGGUUCAACUCCAACCAAAGCACCAUCUUCGGGCUCAGCCGCUCCCUCAGCUCCAGUCGCCUCCGCAACCAAGUCCUCCCUUCCAGGCGGUGUUUUCGCAACCGUGGCACCAGUUUCUGGCUCCCCAUCGGCCUCGACGCCAGUAGCAUCCUCCGCCGUCCCCGCAUCCUCAGCAGUGCAAUCCUCCGCCGCCGCCCCCUCCCCAGCACCAACCUCCGUUGUCGUCCCCGUCGCAUCAACCUCCGCCGCUCCCCCCGCCGCAACCGGCACCACCGGCUCCGGCUCUGCCCUCACCGGUCCUUGCACCACCGAGGGCAUGUGGAACUGCAUCGGCGGGACCUCCUUCCAGCAGUGCGCCAGCGGCAGCUGGUCCAUCGUGCAACAGAUGGCCGCGGGCAUGAGCUGCACGGCCGGUCAAUCGUCCUCGCUCUCCAUGAAGGCCGCCGUUGCUAAACGCGCCCUGCGCUUCUUUGCCUAA